Nothobranchius furzeri (turquoise killifish) is the source of this 1695-nucleotide messenger RNA. RefSeq names its product zinc finger, CCHC domain containing 4 (gene zcchc4). Lineage: Eukaryota; Metazoa; Chordata; Actinopteri; Cyprinodontiformes; Nothobranchiidae. Gene Ontology annotation, biological process: rRNA methylation. Gene Ontology annotation, cellular component: nucleolus; cytoplasm. The record is from RefSeq and is a predicted model, not a curated record. Gene Ontology annotation, molecular function: rRNA (adenine-N6-)-methyltransferase activity; zinc ion binding.
AUCCAGCAGACCCUGUAGUCCUCAAGCGGAGUAGUCGCUGCACUGGCGUGCAGGGAUUUAUGGGACAUGUAGUUCUAAAAGAAACGUCAUCACGUAAAAUCUACGCGACAGGAAGCAGCAUGGCUCUGACGGUGUUGUUUUUGAUGUCACAUUAGUUACCUGAGUUAGUUAUGGAGAACCCCGAGACUCUUGGAACAGAAGUCGUUUGUCCUGAAGGAGGUUUAGCAGCGCCAUGUUGUCCGCACGGUCCGACUUUGCUCUUUGAGAAGGGCAGGGGGGGAAGACGGUUCUACGCAUGCUCAGCCUGUCGGGACAGGAAGGACUGCAGCUUCUUUCAGUGGGAAGAUGAAAAGGUUUCAGAAGCCAGACUGCGGGCUAGAGAGGAGGUAAACCGGUUAAAGCAGCAGGAGUACAGAAACAGGUUUGAGGAGUUGGCCUCUGUCCUUCAUCAUGAGAAGAAGUUCUGUGACGACUGUCAAAUGCUGCUCCUGCCUGCAGAGCAUGGCGCUCACUCAGCCCACAGAACCACAGCUGUCACCGCGGCCCAGCUUAGAAGGCCCAGCUUGCUGCUGCGUCCACUGGACAACAAGAAGAGCAACGCCCAGUAUCUGUUCACCGAUCGCAGCGCAAACUUCCUGCUGGAUUCCCUAGCUAGUCUGGGCUACACAAAGGUUCUCUGUGUUGGCACGCCCAGGCUGCAGGAGCUCAUCAAGCUGCAGAAGAGCGGGUCUAUGAAGAGCCUGCUACUGGACAUCGACCUCAGAUAUGCCCAGUUCUACAGUCAAAAUGAGUUCUGCCACUACAACAUGUUCAACCAUCACUUCUUUGGUGGAGAGGCUUCCUCUGCUGUGCUGAAGUCUUUCCUUAAGGAGGUGGGUGAGGAGAAGGUGGUGAUGGUGGCUGACCCUCCAUUCGGUGGUCUGGUGAAGCCUCUGGCCAACAGCUUCUCUCUGAUUUCUCAGACAUGGAAGGAUCAGCAGGACUCUGAAGACGGUCCCACAGAGAUGCCCAUCAUUUGGAUCUUCCCAUACUUCUUUGAGCCACGAAUUCUGGAGUGUCUCCCCUCUUUGUCCAUGUUGGACUACCAGGUGGAUUAUGACAACCAUCCUCUGUAUAAACAUGGGAAGACGGGCAGGAGGCAGUCUCCAGUCAGGCUUUUCACCAAUAUUUCAUCCAGAUGCAUCAUUCUGCCCCAGGAGGAGGGCUACAGGUUCUGCGCUGCGUGUCAGAGAUACGUGAGUUCUCUGAACAAACACUGCUCCGAGUGCAACCGCUGCCCCUCCAAGAACGGAUGUGAAUGGAAGCACUGCUCAUCGUGUGAGAAGUGUGUGAAAUCAUCCUGGAAACACUGUGGCUCCUGUGGCCGCUGUGCCCUCCCGGACCACCCGUGUGGGCGUGGCCAGAACCAGCAGGGCCGCUUCAGCUGCGGAGGCUUGGACCACAAACGGAAGUUCUGCCCCGUUAAAGACGCUCACAAGAACAAGUGAGAGAGGAGGCCCAAAAGCCAGACUGUGGAUAAAAGGUUUUCCCGUCAUUGUCUAAAGCUGAAAGCCAAAAACAAGUCUGGAGCUGCUCGCCAACAAAAGAAAAUGGCUGCUCAACCUCUGUGACCUCGGGAAGUGCCGCUGUUUACUUUCAGUGUUGUUAUUGAUGCUUGAAGUGUUUAUUAGACAAUAAAAUACAAGAAGAGUUGAA